Molecule: messenger RNA, 7268 nt
Organism: Pantherophis guttatus
Lineage: Eukaryota; Metazoa; Chordata; Lepidosauria; Squamata; Colubridae
Source: RefSeq, a predicted model, not a curated record
UUGUUCUUUUUUUGGAGCUAGAAAUUUCCUAACUUGUGGUCUUUUUCAGAAAACGAGAAGUAUCUUCCUCCAACAAGCAACCAGGCACAAAGAAUACACAACUGAAGGAUUAGCAGCCUUUGUUGCCUUAUCCUUUGUUUUCCACUAAGGAAGAUUCCCUGAGCCAAGGCACUGGCGCUAUUCUCCUAGCACACCACACCUGACUUGUGCUGGGUGGGAUACCUUCACUCCAGGGCAAAUGGGCCCUAUUUUGGUUCUGAUAGCGGCAGCUAUCUGGCAAGGAUCAGCUUCUCCCACCAUUUAUCCUAAUCUUGACAUUCUGAGGGUGAAGAAGGGAGAUUCAGUCACAUUACUUUGCUCAGGGAAAUUCCCUGUUGAGUGGAUCGGAAUCCAGAAUGGGUCCACCCUGAUGGUGUAUGACAAUGGAACCCUCUACAUGCCUAAGGCUAGUUGCAAUCAAAUGGGAAACUACCAGUGUGCUUAUAUCAACAAACCAGAAGAGGAGAUUAGAACUUUAUAUGUGGCUGUGACAGAUCCUACAGAUCCUGACUUGGUGUGGUGUGGCCUUAGUGAUGUAUAUCCUUCUGUGGAAAAGGGCAGGGAUGCCUUGAUUCCAUGCCUGAUUGCUGACCCAGGAUUCACAGGCAACAUGAUCCUCCUUAAAGAUUCUUCUCCAGUUCACUCAAGAGUCUCGUUCAGUCCUAAGGAAGGAAUGUGGAUUCACAAAGUAGAGCUGAGUGAUAAAGGGUUCUAUGAGUGUAAAGCCCAGGUUCAAGGAAAGUGGGUGAUUUCACACAGAAUUAUCCUUUCAGUCUAUGACAACGAUCAGCCUUUGACAGUUACUAUUGGAGGACUAGCAAACCAUCUGCGGUUACAAGGAGAACCAUUCAACAUUUCCUGCAGAGUACAAUAUCACUCUCAUGAAUAUAAUGGCAAAUGGAUCUAUCCCCUUACUGCAAAUGCCAGCUGGAAUAUAAUGGAUUUAGAUACCGGAUUAUCUCAGUCAUACGCCACUGAUUACAGCCUAUUCAUUCCAGCAGUGCAGUUACAAGACAGUGGAAUAUAUACUUGCCUUGGGGAAGCUGCACAAUUACAUGUAAAUGUUUCGGUUACUCUCCAGGUGCUAGAGAAAGGGUAUCUGCACUUGUCCACAUUACAGAACAGAAUUCAGGAGACCAACAUGCAUCAAAACCUGAAUCUUCAGGUGUUCAUUGAUGCUUAUCCUAGACCUUCAACAUAUAGAUGGAUACAUCAUCAGGACUUUCCAUCAGGAAAGUCCACAGUGUCUGGUGAUAUGAGCUUUGGCAAUCACAGACAUAACAAUACACUCAGGUUGAAUUGGAUGGAGGAAAAAGACAGUGGUGAAUAUAUAUUUUUUGCAGACAACGGGGAAGCCAAUGCAUCUAUUCAUUUUCACGUCUCUGUGAAAAUUAAACCAAAAAUUACAAUGUUGACCAACCUUUCCAGUAGACUCCAAUGUGAAGUAACUGGCUAUCCUCCUCCACAUAUUCAAUGGUACAAAUUCCCCUCCCACGUUGAUAGAUGUGGUCAAUAUGGGGCCCUGAUUUUGAAUGACUCCCAUCUAGAGAUCAUGAGUAAAAUUCCCUUUGUCAGAGUGUCAUUGAAGAGUGUCCUUAAGGUGGAGACGGAGGACAGUGAAACCAUUUGCUGUUUUGCAGUUAAUAGUGCUGGAAAUGACUCCAGUUUCAUUAAAUUUUCUGUUGAUAAGAUUAUUGGAAACGAGAAUGAAAAUUCCAAACUACUUUAUGCAGGCUUUGGAGGCACAAUGGGUUUUCUUCUUCUGUGUAUCAUCUUCUUAGUCUAUAAGUAUAAACAGAAACCAAAAUAUCAAGUCCACUGGAAAAUUAUUGAAGCCUGUGAAGGAAACAAUUACAUCUUUAUUGACCCCACCCAGCUUCCUUACAAUGAGAAAUGGGAAUUUCCUAGAAACAACCUGCAAUUUGGAAAAAUCCUUGGAGCUGGAGCUUUUGGGAAGGUGAUUGAAGCCACCGCUUUUGGGCUGGGAAAGGAGGAUUCUGUCUUGAAGGUGGCAGUGAAAAUGCUGAAAUCAACUGCACAUACAGAUGAGCAAGAAGCUCUUAUGUCUGAGCUGAAAAUCAUGAGCCAUUUGGGUCAUCAUGAAAAUAUUGUCAAUCUUCUAGGAGCAUGUACCCAUGGAGGGCCUGUCCUUGUAAUUACUGAGUAUUGUCCCUUUGGGGACUUGCUGAAUUUCCUGAGAGAAAAAGCUGAGCAUCUCAUAAUCGAGGGUUUAACCUUGGAAUGCACUCUUGAUAGCAUGAUGGCUGAUUACAAAAAUAUCUACCUUGGAAAAAAGUAUGUCCAAAGAAGUGAUAGUGGACUUGGAUGCCAAAGUGUUGACAGUUAUUUGGAAAUGAAAUCAAUCAUAGCAUCAGUGCCUAUGCCAUCACAAGGAACAAAUUUGGUAUCAACUGAAGGAAAAGAAGACCUACGUUCUCUUGAUCUCUUUGACUUGCUGCAGUUCUCCAACCAAGUGGCCCAGGGAAUGACUUUUCUGGCUUCAAAAAAUUGCAUCCAUCGAGAUUUGGCAGCACGGAACGUACUAGUGGCUGAUGGACUAGUGGCCAAGAUCUGUGACUUUGGGCUGGCCAGAGAUAUUGUGAAUGACAGCAAUUAUGUUGUCAAAGGCAAUGCUCGCCUCCCAGUGAAAUGGAUGGCACCAGAGAGCAUCUUUGAAUGUGUCUACACAGUACAGAGCGAUGUGUGGUCGUAUGGCAUCCUUCUCUGGGAGAUAUUCUCCCUAGGAAGAAGUCCCUAUCCUGGUGUGAAAGUGAAUAAUAAGUUUUAUAACCUUGUGAAGGAAGGAUAUCAUAUGGGGAAGCCAGAUUUUGCUCCAGAUGAUAUGUACAAUAUAAUGACGGCAUGCUGGAAAUUGGAGCCCACUCAACGGCCAACUUUCAGUGAAAUCUGCACCUUAAUUCAGAAGCAGCUGGAUGCCAUUAAGGAACAGGAUUAUAAAAACUUGUCCUGCCCCAGAGAAGAGGAAGACAGUGGAUGUGAGCCUGCCAGCUACUUUGACGAAUCCUGUGAGUCAGGAGAAGUGGAGCAACCCCUUCUUAACAGCAACAAUUAUCAGUUUUGCUAGGGUGUGUGUUCUGGGCCUUCUGGAUGAUGGAAGCCCAACUGAGCUUGGGCUUGGAUUUCAUGCAACCCCAUCCCUUUUUGAGGCUUUUCGCAUCAGAAAAACAAGACAGUCAUUCGUAAGUCACAGACUGGGAUCAUGCCUUGCACUGACAGCAGAUUCCUAAAUUCUCCAUUCUAUCUGAUUCUAAUUACUGGCAGGAGGGCUUUAUCACAGUUGACAGCUUAAGGUAGGCUAUGUAGGACGUUGGAGAAUCGGUGCAUCAAUUUUGCAGAAUGGGAGAGAUUGUUAAGCGCAAUCGCAGAAAACAAGGCUUAACAAGGCAGAUGGACUUCUUUUCUUUUCUCCACACACUUUCUUCUACAAGCUAUCAAACCUAUAAAGUAUAAUACGUGAGAGGGAAAAGAAUUAGAUUACCCACAUUUUGAACCAGACGGGGGUUGCGCAGAGCAAGAACAGAGAACAGAAAGAAUUAGAGGCAUUCCCAUUGUAACCUGCCGUUCUACAGUCAUUUCUUGUAGCUUAGGUGGGCAGACUGAAAUCCAUAGCAGAUAACCAAACCAAAAGGGGACAUCGCUGGAAGACAUCGCCUUUGGCAGUAGGAGGGAUUGUUGAAGAUAAGGAGGAUUGUGGGAAGAUUUCUCGAGACACACUGCAUUCAUCUCAUCCUUGAAACAACCUCCAAACCUGGAAAAAGAACCAAAAUUGUACCAUUCUGUCACUGAGUUUUGGCAUGGGUUGAAAGGAUGGGCCAAAUGUUGUCCACCUAUCAUAGAGAAGAAAACUGCUGGGUCUAUAAGAAAAUUAAUCUAAUUCUCCUACACUUUUUUUUUAAAAGCUUCAAGAAGUGGCAACUCUAUUUUUCUCUCAUUUGGGAUUACCAUUUCAGAACAUGCAAAUUACUUGGUAUUAAUUGUUUUGCUAUCUGAAUAUUAUUACUGAAAGAAGGGAGUAUAAGCCACUCACUGUCGCUCUGUAUUGAACUGGCAUAAAACCCCCAAUAAAUUAAUUACAGAUAGUCUGCAACUUACAAUCAUGAUUGAGCCCAGAAUCUAUGUUGCUAAGUGAGAAAUUUGUUAAGUGAGCUUUGCCCCAUUUUUCGACUUUUCUUGCCACAUUUGCUAAGCGAAUCACUGCAGUUGUUAAAUUAGUAACGCAGUUGUUAAGUGAAUCUGGUUUCCCCACUGACUUUGCUUUGCUUUGUCAGAAGGUCACAAAAGGGGAUCGCAUGAUCCUGGAACACUGCAACCGUCAUAACUAUGAACCAGUUGUCAAUCAUCCAAAUGUAAAUCACGUGACCAUGGGGAUGCCGUAAUGGUCAUAAGUGUGAAAAAUGAUCAUAAGUCACUUUUUUCAAUGCUGUUGUAACUUUGAAUGGUCACUAAAUGAACUGUUGUAAGUCGAGGACUACCUGUACUAUGAUUUUCAGUAAAAAACAGUUUGUUAGCUAAGAUUAGAUUUAGAUAUAGGUUCACUUGUUAUUAAAGAGUACUUUAUAAUAUAAUCUUACAUAUGUUUAUUUCAAAUCAAAGACUAUUAAAUGAAAUCAAACUUAUUUCCAGAUGAACAUAAUAAGAUUGUUGCCUUUACAUUUACUGAUUUUCAAUGUUUAUCUAUUAGAUGGGAAUAAAGAAUAAGUGUAAAUUACUUUGGGUCACAUCUUUUUGACCCUAGAAAAUUUUUUUAAAAUCUGUAUUAAUGUGGUUGGGAAUGGGAUGUAAUUUCAGACAUGGAAGAUAGCUAGCCUACCGUAAAUAGAUGUAAUUUCUCCUCCAGCAAUGCAGAUUUUGUUCCUGUCUGUUAAGAACAUUUUGAACUGUGUUACAAAGUAUUACAGACAAAAUAAAAAUCCCACCUGACUGCCAUCUCCAACUUAAUCUAGGCUGGAUCUAGGCCUCCUCUCAUCCAUGAGAUCAAGUUUCAUUUCAGAAAUGAAUUGUGUGAAAAGAAAUGGAGGAAGAUAGAAGAAAGGUCAUUACUCCGUUUUGGCUGUGGCUUUGUCCACAAUUAAUUUCUAGCCUGUACAAGAGUUAACUUUUCUCAUGAGUUAGCAGUCCUUCUUGGUUAAAAAAAAAAAGAGUUGAUUCCAGGUUAGAACUAGAAUACCAAGAAUUUGAUGAAGUAGAAUUGUUGUUGUUGAUCUUUCUAAUCUUUUUGGGAUUACCCAUACCUGGUAUGCAAAAAAAAAAACAAAAAACCCACUAGCAAUUACUCUAUUAAAUGAAUCAUGUGCAAUGCCAAGAGUUUAUAUUGCUGAGCGUAAAGCGAGGACUUAUUAUUCAGUAGAUGGUUUACUGUUCCUCACUAUACUAUUACCACCUCAUUUUUCACUCCUCUUUUGCCUAGCCUAAACCUCAUAAUAGACACAACUACAUCUGCAACAAUAGGGGGCACUGAGGUUUAAAGGGUACAUUUAGAAAUGAGAUUGAAAGUAUUGUUGUAGCUCACAUCAUCUAAGGAGCCUUUAACACCAGAAUAAAGUUCUGGGAAAUUUUGAAAUUAAGCUAGUAUUGUACACGUGCAAUAAACUUUAGAAUAAUUGGUAAAAUGGAAACUUUACUUUUCCUCUAGUUUCCGUUUUAUCAAUUAUUCUAGAGUUUAACGCAUAUGUUACAAUACUAGCUUAAUUUGACUACUAGCUUAGUCUGGAAAAUACCAUCCAUCUCUUGAUGGACAGCUUAUCUGAUGGGAUGAUGCCACUCAGUCCUCCCACCAAGUGUAAGGAGAAUGUAAUCAUUCACAUAAUGCUGAAUUAGAGUAAUGUGAGUGCAGUAAAAGAGUAGUAUCUGAAAUUGUAGCUCAGUGAAACAAUAGAACUGUACACUUUUUGAGUUAAGAGGAUGCAGCUACAUUCUAUCUUCAUAUUAGAUUAUUGUAACAUAUUAGUCAGUAGGCAGCGUUUUAAGUCUUAAUUAGAACCUCAGUUACACAACACAGCUUGUUAUGAACUGGAAGUGGUCAUAAGAAUCGUCUUGCUACUUCAAUUAGCUACCGAACUACCAUUCCAUUUCUGAAUACCAUUUAAUGUGCUAAUGUUUGUUUUCAAAGAGCUCAGCAGGAUCAGAAGCUUACAUGGCAAAAUUCUAAUAUUAUUUGAGUCAGGCUUUCUAGCAUAUUAUAUAUAGUCUUUAUUAUUAUGUAGGAUUUUAUCAAUAUCAUUCCUUAUUCUGUGAUUAAACUGAUCUUUUAGUUUCUUGUAUUUAUCUGCCCUUUGUAUUACUGAGAAAAAGUAUAGUUAAAUAGUAUUCUGUAAACUCAAGAGGGGAAGCAAACUACUGGCAACAUAAGACUACUGACGUUAGGUAUUUUUUCCAAGCUGUUUUUAUAAAUAAAGGAUUUUAAAAAUAUCCUAUUAGAGGACAAAUGGGCAAUCGGUGUGGGACAUUUAACAAGUAUUUGUUUUUGUAGCAUGCAUUACACACGGUAUACCUGAAACACUGUGGCAAUUGUACGUAUUGUAGUUCAUAUGCACAAACUGCUAGGACAGAUAUUUUACUGUCUUUGAGCUGCACUUCUAUUUGAGGAGGCUGUGCAAAGCAUCACUCUUUAGAAUUGUUAAAGCAGAACAAUUGUUUACAAAGUUACAAAGACCAUAAAGCAGAGCAAUUGUUUACAAAGUCCAUAAAAUUGUUUACAAUUUUUUUUGUAAAUUGUUUAUAAAGUCCAUGCAUUCUUUAUCUAUUUAAAAAAGGUUCUCCUACAUUGCACUCUCUUUCAGUUAGCACAGUCCUGUUUAUUUCCCACAGUAAAGGCUUUAAAUUUGUAGUAGAUCCGAACAGCUCCAAAUAACUGGAACGUUUUACCCACUGUUUAAUAAUUGCUCUGUUUAAUAAUUUUUAGACAGGUUUUAUGUAAAAGAUUAUUCACUUUGCUAAGCAGUCACCCCUGAAGCUCACAGAAAUGAAAUAUUCAUGAUGCUUAGCCAUAAUUGUCUUAUGUAAAUUACAAAAUCCAUUGAUAGAGUUACACGGGGAUCAUGCUUUUUUAACUGCACAAAACUCCAGCUAACAGAGAUUACUCGUGCUCACCAGAUCAUUAUUAAAAAAAAAAUAACUGCUGUUUCAAGCAUCUUAAUGUAACAAUUGCAUAAAUGUGAAUUUAUUUGUAAUUCAACUAUCUUGAAAAAUAAAUCAAUUUGAUCAAGUAA